Messenger RNA from Durusdinium trenchii, 1167 nucleotides. The record is from the annotation of a GenBank genome assembly. Lineage: Eukaryota; Dinophyceae; Suessiales; Symbiodiniaceae.
AUGCCAGCGGCCAUGGGCACGUCACAGAUGGGCAUGGCUGGUUAUGCCCAGUAUGCUGGAGGCCAAUACCCUGGAUAUGGGACAGCAUAUGGAUACUCCGAUCCUUAUGGCAGGCCCUAUGGGUCCAGCAUGGGAGAGGCGGUACCAUCAGGUUGUGGCUAUAUGCAGGGGGUGACUCCACCACCACCGCCACCACCUGGUGCUCCCCCACCACCCGGUGCGCCGCAGCUGUACAUGCAAGGGCCCAUGACGGAGGAACAGCGACUUGCCGAUGAGCGUGACAAGGCACGAAGGCGUUUGGAAGAUGAAACUCGUCUCCGGAACGAGGAGCUUCACAGAAAGGCGGAUUCCGAACGAGCAGUAGCGACUGUUCGCAAUGCAAUCCUUCAUCUGCAGAAUGGGCAGUCAGACGCUUUGGACAAGUUGCAAAAGACGUUGGAGAAAACUUCCGAGCGGGAGUUGCCCAAGUGCGAAAGCCAAGCAGAAGCUUUAAAGCGCGAUAUGAGCAAGGCAAUUGCUGAAGCUACAAAGCGACGCGAAGAGCUCCGUGAGCUCAAGGCCAUGAUCAGGAGUGGUGACGAGCACAUCAAGGCCACCGCGGAGUUGAUCCGGCAAAACCUGGCUCGAGAUAAGGAUAAAGAUCAAGAGGAGAUGCAUGAUCAAUUGGAGAACGCUGGGUUGGAGGCGCUGGGAAUGAGUGACACCUACAAGUCCUUUAUGGAGGAACGAUCCAAAUCCCUUGAGGAAUUGAAGAGUGGCACUAAGGGUCCAGCGUUGGUGGACUUGCGACUCCUAGUUGCCAAGAUCAGAAAGCUGAGCGGCGAUUUGACCCAAACGGCAACGAAUGCAGCCAGCGUCGUGAGGGAAGGCAAGGAGAAACUCGCUCGCCGUGAGGCGGCAGUGGAGCUAUCUCAGCGCAUACAGGACACGUUUGCCCUGUAUGAUGCGGAUGAUGAUGGCUUUUUGUCCAAGCAAGAGGUCAUCCGGUACGCCGAAGGUGAAUUUACAUUCACACCUCCAGAAUCUUGCAUAGAAAGACUCUGGAGAAACUUGGUCACUCCAGGCAAAUCUGGUAUCGCCUUUGACUGCUUCCAGCAGAUGAAGGUGACGAUUGGCGCUGCGCGUGUCAUAGAGAAGGAAAGAAGAAAAGCUCAAAGCACCACCUAG